AUGGCCGUGUUAGCUGCGAGCAUUUGCACCCGAGGCGGCAAACCGUUGUUGUCCCGGCAGUUUCGUGAUGUGUCUCAGGACCGUAUCACAUCAUUGUUGGCCAACUUCCCUGCCCUCAUCCUGGAUGCGCUGUCUCAACACACCACUGUUGAAGAUGACGAGGUGCGCUACGUUUACCAACCCAUCGAGGAGUUAUAUGUGGUGUUGAUUACGUCGAAGAACUCCAAUAUCCUUGCCGACAUUGACACUCUCCACUUGUUCGUGCUGACGGUGCUGACGAUGUUGCGUCAAGUGGACGAUCGUGAGGUGUUCGACAAUGCCUUCGAGUUAAUCUCCGCUUUCGAUGAAAUUGUCAAUUUGGGCUUUAAGGAAAACUUGACGCUCAGCCAAGUGCAACAGUUCCUCGAAAUGGACUCCCAUGAAGAAAAGAUCCAGGAGAUCAUCGAGCGUAACAAAGAGUUGGAAGCCGCCGAAGAACGUAAACGCAAGGCUAAAGAAAUCCAACGUCGUGAAUUGGCUAAGCGAUCUACUGAACUGCAAAUGGCUGGCAUUCUGGGCGCCUAUGGCGGAUACUCUAGUCCCGCACCCACUUACCAAUCUGCUCCCAUUGUCGAGCCCAUGACUCUGGAACAGCCCACAACUUCUAAAUUUGGUUCUAAAAUCGCUCGCGGACCUUCCAAGGGUGGGUUGCAAUUGGGCAAGAAAAAUGGUCGCUCUUUGGCUCUGCUGGCCCCUGCUGCUCCUGAUGCACAACCUUUGUUGCUGGCGUCCCAGCCAGUACCCAGACACCAGCAAGCUGCUCCUUCUCUGCCAGUGACCCCGCUGACUCCCAAGAUCGCCAACGAGGGCAUUUUGCUCACCAUCAACGAAAAAAUUUCCGCUCAGUUGAGCAGAGAAGGUCUGGUCGACCAGGUCGAAAUCAAGGGUGACUUACAGUUGCGCAUCAACAAUCCGGAGUACUCACAUGCUAAGAUCUUGUUGAAGACUGACCCUAAAGUUCAAUACAAAACCCACCCCAAUGUCAACAAGCAGUUGUUUGCAAAGGAACAAGUCAUCUCUUCCAAGGAAUUUCCCUCAAAUGACCGUUCGAUCGGUGUUUUGAGAUGGAGAGUUGUUGGUAAGGACGACCUGUCUGAUCUUGUACCUUUAUUGGUUACCGCAUGGGUGAGCGUCGAUGACAAUAUCGCUCAUAUUACCUUGGAAUAUGAGGUACCUUCACAAUUUGCGGAAAGUUUGUUGCAAUCACUGUCCUUGGACGCCGCUAUUCAAGUACCUGUGGCUGGCGAUGUUAACCUCGAAUCAGAAGACUCCAGAGUAUCUUAUGAGGUCUCGACUGAAGGGGUCAAGUUUACCUUGCCCACAAUUGACGUUGAUCAUUUGUCUGGUCUGUUUGAAUUCAGUCUCAGUAAUGUGAGCGAUGAGGACCAGGUGUUCCCGAUGCUGGUAGACUUGGCUGUGAAUAAUACUGCGGCCGUUGAACUGGAUCAGUCGCUUGGCAAGUUGUCAGUAGUUGAUGUGGUCACCAACAACGAAGAUGAAGAGCUGUUGCCGUUUGAUUUGCAUGUUCACGUGCAACUGGAAAACUACCAUAUUAACUAG
This is a messenger RNA of Diutina rugosa, 1599 nucleotides long. It is a transcript of the gene RET2, whose product is annotated as coatomer subunit delta. The record is from RefSeq and is a predicted model, not a curated record. The transcript has a single exon. Gene Ontology annotation, biological process: Golgi localization; endoplasmic reticulum to Golgi vesicle-mediated transport; retrograde vesicle-mediated transport, Golgi to endoplasmic reticulum. Gene Ontology annotation, cellular component: cytosol; COPI vesicle coat. Lineage: Eukaryota; Fungi; Ascomycota; Pichiomycetes; Serinales; Debaryomycetaceae. Bases 1 to 1599 code for a protein of 532 amino acids.